Molecule: messenger RNA, 700 nt
Organism: Acaulospora colombiana
Lineage: Eukaryota; Fungi; Glomeromycota; Glomeromycetes; Diversisporales; Acaulosporaceae
Source: the annotation of a GenBank genome assembly
CGACCUUUCCACCCACGACGCCGGCACUAGAGACCAUUCUAGCCGCCAUAUCUUCCUCUCCCCAAGCCUUCUUCAACUUUGUGCCAUCUGACGAUCACUAUGAACUAUAUCACCAAAUACUUAUAUGGUUACUGAAGAAUGAUGCCUUGAUCAUGCUUCAUGUCCGCUUUCGACUCGUAGCAACUUCUGAAAUUAAGCAACAAGUAUACAACGAGGCACAGGCGAGAUUCAAGGGAUCCGGUGAAGAGAGAGGGAGGAAGAGAAAACCUUCUGGGCUCGGUGGACGCGAAAGAAGGGAUUCCGAUGCAAGGCUACUUGAAAAUGGCAAAAAGGAAGAUGACACUGUCCGGCAGUCCUCGCCCACGCGCGAUCAAUUGCAACCAAUUGAGGAUCGAGACGAAGAUGGCCCAGAAUUCGAUAUUCCAGAAGACUUUGAGGAAUCGUUUAUCAUGGACCCUGGGAAGGCGACUCGCCUGGAGCAGCUCUGGAUCGAUGCCAUUGCAAGGAAACGGCCAGAUCUCGAAGAACGGUUUCUGAGAGUUUGUGAGUACUUUGAUGGUCGCACGACCUUCGACGAGAUCCAGUAUCGCUCGCAGAUGAAGAGAAGCCAGUUUCGACAAGUUGCGUCGGAGUAUGAUGAUUGGGGCAACGGUCUGAUUGCGACUGGGGCUCGACCAGGCCCAAGGCCUAGUGAUGGCAG